Messenger RNA from Adineta ricciae, 258 nucleotides. The record is from the annotation of a GenBank genome assembly. NCBI's taxonomy places the organism in Eukaryota, Metazoa, Rotifera, Eurotatoria, Adinetida, Adinetidae.
AUGAGCGCAUGGAGUCCUUGGAAAUAUACACCAGUCGUAGCCGCUGCCGGUGUUGGUGCUGCUAUAAUCGUCAUUGGUAUGUCAUUGGGUUUGGGUUUGGGUAUUGGAUUAAAAAAUGAUAGUGCAAAUUUAACUAUGGUUACAUCUUCAUCUGGAAAUACAACCAUAACCGUCACUAGUAGCACUACUACGCUGACAACAACAGUUGCUAAUACUACAACUGUCUCCACGACUACAGCGACUGGGCCUGUAGGAUGA